Molecule: messenger RNA, 1187 nt
Organism: Salvia hispanica
Lineage: Eukaryota; Viridiplantae; Streptophyta; Magnoliopsida; Lamiales; Lamiaceae
Product: very-long-chain 3-oxoacyl-CoA reductase-like protein At1g24470
Cellular component (GO): endoplasmic reticulum
Molecular function (GO): ketoreductase activity
Source: RefSeq, a predicted model, not a curated record
UACUGAUACGUUUGGACUCCAUCAACGGAAAACGUGGCGGUUUAUGCUCCAUCGUUGAACACAGCACACAUAUUACAAUAUUAAUAUCACUCCCUCUCUCCCUUUCUCUCAGGACAGGACACACACAAGAUGCUCUUCUGGAUCAUUCUAGUUUCGUCUCUCGGUUUUUUCCAAAUCUUGAACAAGUUAUCUUCUCUUGUGAGAUGGAUCUUCAUCCUAGUUGUCAGACCCGCAAAGGAUCUGACGAGCUACGGGUCGUGGGCCCUAGUCACUGGCUCCACCGAUGGAAUCGGGAAAGCCUUCGCUUUCAGACUCGCGGCCAACGGCCUCAAUCUAGUUCUAGUCAGCAGGAACUCCGCAAAACUGAAGACCGUUUCCGCCGAAAUCCAAGCUAGCUUUCCCGAUUCCAAAAUCAAACUAUUCGAGCUCGACUUCUCUGGAGACGACGUCGUCUCCAGGGUUGCCGAGAUGAAGGAGGCCAUCGAUGGUCUGGACAUCGGGGUGCUGAUCAACAACGUGGGCGUCACGUAUCCAAGAGCCAUGUAUUUUCACGAGGUGGAGGAGAAAGUGUGGAUGAAUCUGGUGAGGGUUAAUGUGGAAGCUACAACUCACGUUACCAAAGCAGUUGUAGCAGGUAUGAUACGCAGAGGGAGAGGCGCCAUACUCAACAUCGGCUCCGGUGCAUCAAUUGUUGUACCGUCUCACCCGCUCUACGCCGUCUACGCCGCCACCAAAGCGUAUGUGGAUCGAUUAUCGAGAAGCCUAUAUGUAGAGUACAAGCACCAAGGAAUAGAUGUCCAGUGUCAGGUACCUCUAUAUGUAUCAACAAGAAUGGCAUCAGAAGUUGCAGAUGUGGAAAAAUCAACAGUAUUUAUACCAAGAGCUGAGAGGUAUGUGGAAGCAGCAGUUCAAUGGAUAGGAUAUGAGAGUAGGUGCACUCCUUACUGGGCCCAUUCUAUUCAGUGGUUCUUUGCCUCUCUGUUGCCUCAUGCUAUUCUUGAUUCUUGGAGGCUCAAUGUUGCCAUUACAAGAAUUCAAAACAAAAACAAAAAAAAGAAUCAGUAAUUAAUUAAUUAAUUAAUCAAGGAAUAGCAGUAGUUGUUAAAUAAAUAGUGUUAUUUGCUCUAUUGUAUCAAUCACCUUUAAUUUGUAGACGCUUUUUUAUGAAAAAACAAACCUAAAUAUCA